CGACUCUCCGCUUUCCCCCACGUCUGCAAAUCCUUGACUACCGAGAAACCCGGAACAUUCAAUCCCGCCACCCCGCGCCGCCAUCAGCCUCAUCCCGAGAAGCUUGUCUGAAUCCAGCAACCCGGACGUAACUCAAUCUCCAUUUAUAUAACCUCGACCGUGAUCCCAUCUCAUCUCAACUACUUCCUGCUCUCGGACCUCGACAGCAAACGAAUCUAGAUACUCCAAGCAAACCGCUUUAGGAGAAUCAUCUCAACCUCACAUACCUAACGGAAUGGCCCGAUAGCAUCCUCACGCUUCAACCUCAACUGCUCGUCACAAAACACCAAUACCUUUUUGGUAGCCUCCCCGGAGAAUCAUCUUCUAUUCUGAGAGCCGCAUGCGGGGAAUUUCCCCGCCUACUCUUUGACUCGGUCAAAGCACCCUUACACCCCAGGGCUCGCUGUUGCCUUUGGAUCUGUUAACCGCUUAACCGUCCUCCCCAUUUCCGACGACCCUUUCCCCCCUUCGAACGGGUCGGUCUAAGCCUUGAUCAUCGGAUCAGGUCUUCAACACUUCUCACCCAGGAAAACCCUCCCACUCUGCCACGGUGGCGUUCUACCUAGACACCAAUAUACAACCCAACCUUGUUGACUCUUGUUAUUGCGUGUUACUCGGAAACACCAUUUGCUACUGCGAAUACUACUCCGACCAGACGACGACUUCCAUCUUGAAACUAGAUUCGGUCGACGACCCACCCAUUCCACCUCCUCCGAUCAUCGGCUCGUUGCCGUGUUCAUCAUGGAGAUCACCUAUGGCACUUGGUGUCAUGGAGUGUCCACUCGACACCCCCUCCUAUUCUUCGGAAACGCUGAGCCCGACUCGAAGCCCCCUAAACCCCGGGAACGAAAAUGAAAGCGAUAAGGCCAGCGACAGCGGGUUCAGCAACGGCGUCGCGACGCCCGCUGCCGCCGGUAUCGACAUUUCGCGACUACGUUUUGAAUGCCGUUGGCAGAAUUGUGGCAAGGUCUUUCGCAGACCUAGUGAUUUGACCAAACAUGAGAGGUACCACAUCAAGGAGUACCUCUGCGACGAAGCGAACUGCGACAAGGCCUUUGCGACCAUGAAGGACCUGAAGCGGCACAAGAAGACGCACGAGACGCUCGACGGCGACGGCGCGGGCGGGGGCUACAGGUGCCGCGUCCCCGGUUGCCGAAAGGCGAAGACGGGGCACGUGUAUAACCGCCGCGACAACUUUGUCCGUCACCUGCGGACCAAGCAUGUGGGCAUGGACUUUGAUGUCAGGGAGGAGUUUGAUAUGACGUACUGAGAGAUGUGCGUUGUGUGGUGGUGUGUGAGUGAAUGAGUGAUGCGGGUUUUGGUGUAGAGUGGAUGAGGAGGGGAUGAGGAAAUAGGGAGGACGGUGAUGCCUUCUCUUCUUCUUUUUUGCGGCUUCACAACAUCUUUUUUCGGUUCGUUUAACUUGCGAUGUGGACAUGAUCUACGCAACCAGGCAACAGAUUCAACUGUUUUAUAUUCUUGGUAAUUUUCCGAAAUUGGGUUUGGGAUGGGCUGCUUCGUUUCACAAGCUGCUGAACCAGACAAGGAAGCCUUAUAGACUUGGGAGGGUAUUUUGGAUUUUUCCUGGGAUUUCUGGACAUUUGAUACCUUUUGUUCAUGAAAUCAUGCGAUGGACUUAUAAUGGAACACGACUCGACGGCUGCUUCAUGAUCUUGGGCCUGAGAUGAGUGGUUUCUAGUAGUGAGGAGGAAUAUAAUGAUGCACAAACGAUAUGUCCUGGG
Molecule: messenger RNA, 1781 nt
Organism: Colletotrichum scovillei
Lineage: Eukaryota; Fungi; Ascomycota; Sordariomycetes; Glomerellales; Glomerellaceae
Exons: 2
Coding region: 794-1309 (171 amino acids)
Biological process (GO): regulation of transcription by RNA polymerase II
Cellular component (GO): nucleus
Source: RefSeq, a predicted model, not a curated record